This is a messenger RNA of Girardinichthys multiradiatus, 3648 nucleotides long. RefSeq names its product ephrin-A3b (gene efna3b). The record is from RefSeq and is a predicted model, not a curated record. Gene Ontology annotation, biological process: ephrin receptor signaling pathway; axon guidance. The coding region runs from base 583 to 1248 and encodes 221 amino acids. Gene Ontology annotation, molecular function: ephrin receptor binding. NCBI's taxonomy places the organism in Eukaryota, Metazoa, Chordata, Actinopteri, Cyprinodontiformes, Goodeidae. The transcript has 6 exons. Gene Ontology annotation, cellular component: plasma membrane.
GAACGAGGGCUGCCUACCAAACAGUGAAAGAGAGGAGGAGAAGAGAGCGACGUGCGGGCAGCCUGCACAUCGUGCACGAUGGUUGUAGAAAGGAAGAAAGCUUGAAUUUGUUUGCGUUGGUUUGCUCCAGAUCUGAGAUCUUCUGUGUAUUUAUUGGAACAAAGGGAAAUAAGCUGCGAAAGAUAAAAAAAAAAAAAAAAAAAAAAAACACUCAAAAAGAGGACAACUUCUUAUUGUUCAUUAUUUUAUUUGUUUUAUUUAAAUCAAGCUGCACGCAACUCUUUCUCGGACUGCUUUAAAGACCCGGAGGAGCACCGACCUCCCGCCUGGACCCAACACCGACCUCAGACACUUCUCUGGCGGCCCCAGGAGCAGCAGAUCCCCGGUGAGAGGAGAGAGGAGGGGCGCCUCGGUUUUAAACACGGACCAUAAACCCCGUUGUUUGAAGCUCUGGGAUCCGCUGGUGGAAGAGGAGAAGGAGGAGGAGGAGGCAUUGCUGGGAUGUUUGAGUCGCGCUGUUUGGUGGGGUGACCGAGAGAGAGAGAGAGAGUGGCCGCAGAGACCGAGAGAGGAGCCGGGAGCAUGGCUCUGGCAGCGCUGUCUCUUUGGGUGCUUACGAGUCUCACCUGGAGCACGCCGCUCCAGGUGUCAGCCAACCGGCACUCCGUUUACUGGAACAGCUCCAACAUACAUCUCCGCAGGGAGGGUUACACAAUGCAGGUGAACGUCAACGACUACCUAGAUAUCUACUGCCCUCAUUACAAUGACACCCAGCGCAUGGUGGGCACUGGAGAGCAGUACGUCCUCUACAUGGUCAGCUACCGUGGCUACAGGAACUGUGACCCUCAGCUGGGCUUCAAGAGGUGGGAGUGCAACCGGCCCCACGCCCCCCACGCACCCAUCAAGUUCUCUGAGAAGUUCCAGCGCUACAGCGCCUUCUCGCUGGGCUAUGAGUUCCAUGUCGGCCAGGAGUACUACUACAUCUCCACGCCCACUCAUCACCAUGGACGCAGCUGUCUCAGACUACGAGUGUACGUCUGCUGCUCCACAGCAUCGGAUGUGGAUGAUGAACCAGAGCCUACAGAACCAGACUACACGCUGAGUCCAGGCCUAAAAAUUGAUGAUAUUGAUGAAUUCAACCCUUUUGUUCCCAAACUGGAGAAGAGUGUCAGUGGAAGCAGUCCAUCCAGGGAUCGACUUCUCCUCACCGUGACAAUGCUCUUCCUUGCCGCUCUCUUCAUCUCCUAGCAGCAGGUGUCCCGUCAGUGUCACCAUGCCUUUUGGGGAAGAUGUUCACUGUCAGCAUUGGGUCAGAGGGAAAAGAGAGGGGGCAUACAUGAGCAGGAUGGAAGGGCAGCGUUUUUCUUUUUUAAAUAUACGUUUUUCAAGCAUCAACGUGCAAAUGAGUUUGUUGGUACAGCUGUUUUUUCAGAAGAGCACGGAAAGACCUCAAGGAACUGGGUGUCACAGACUGAACUGUUCAGUUGCGUUAAACCCUGCCUGUUCUCACAGGCGCAGGUGCCGUUGACUGUGUUUUGUUUAUGUGUGCGUCUGCUUGCCUGUGUGUCUGAGCAGGCCGUAGGGUGAGCUUGUUGAAUCACGCUCACCCCUAAAGCAUUUAUACAAGGAGAGACGGGAGGGGGGGGAACUCCUAUUAAAAGAAAAACCUCAAUCACAAAUGAAUUAAAGACUUUUUUGGGAUCUGAUUGGCUAUAACACUUUCUUAGGGCUAGCUGCCAUAGUUUCUUGCACCAAGACUGAAGAGAGUAUAGAUUUCAGCUGAACUGAACUGAUAUUGCCUUUUCUUUUCUUUUCUUUUCUCGUUCUUGAUGCUGGGAGCUUCUCCUAGUCUGCAAAAGAAAUAAUAAAGAACCCAGCAAAUGAUCUGCGUGGGGUCUGGUUAGGAAACUAGACAGAGUAGCUAAUAGUUUAUACACAUACCCAGAAAAAAACACAACUGGGCAAGAUGCAAGUGUUUCAUCAGCCAUCUAAACUGUGUCAUCCUAUGUAUAUGUCUGAUCAAUCUAUAGAAGGUAGAAAGGGUGGGAAUACAGAGCAUUUAAAUGAUGAAUCUUUUACUAUAUUGUAAUUUUUGUGGGAAAAAAAGAAUUUAAAUGUGCCAUUUACAGGAACUGCAAUGGUUUGUUAAUGUUUUAAGUUUCCUAGGUAUAUAUCAUUUUCAGUUUUGUCCUUUGAAGUUCUUGGUUAUUCCUCUGACAUCCCUGAGGUUAACAAAGCACAUGAUGGCGAUGGAACGGAGCAGCCACUCAGCAAUACUACCCCUCCUCACAACAGACUGUUCAGGCGAGAGGAGAUGGAAGGACAUUACUUCACACACCCACAAGCAUCUACAAAUGUUUCCCACUGGUCUGCCCUGGUCCAAUACUCCGCCCUGUUCUUUGUAAACCUUUACAUCAGAUGCCACAUGUGAAGUUCCAACUGCGUCUGAGUGAGAAAAUAUGUUUGGCAGUGAAAAGAAGAUUUUUAAAUGGUACUAACAGCUUCAUAAUUUAUCCACACACUGUUGUGUUGGUAUGUAAGUGUGGCAAUUGACACAAAAAAAACAAAAACAAGUUAUAGAAGCAAACAGUGCUUUGGUGGGGAGAUACAGCAAUUCAAAUACAUCAUUCAGUCGCUUCAGAAUAGCAUUUCAAUAGCUACUAGCACCUUGUUCGCCGUGGAUCCCCAACUCUGGUGGUCUCCAGUAGGGAGUGGCUCACCGUAGUAUCUGAUAACACUGAUGGCGGUGAGGAUUAUACCGUUGAUUAAAAGGAAGAUGAUGAUGAUGAUGGACUGCAAGCUGAUGGCUGGCCCAUAAGGUCACUCAGCAGCUCACCCACCGGCACAUGAGGCGUUCAAGUACUCGUGUAAAUGUCACAGCAGACAUAGAAUGGAAUUUACGAAGUCUACAGAAGUGAAAUGUCAUGUAAGAAUUUUUAUAAAGUUGAAGCUUAGUUUUUUUUGUUUUUGUUUGGUUUUCUGUGGUUGUUUUUUUUUAUUCUUCUCUUGUUGAUUUAUGAGAUACAUUUGUAACCAGAUAUUGACACUAUAUAAAAGGAUGCAUGCCCAGUAUUUUUCUCUCUGUCUUACAUUAAAUUACUAAAGUUUUAUGUUUUAGGUCACUUAGAACUAGCAAAAUCAGUUUUAUGUACUAAAUAACAGAAUAAUGAGAGGGAGUGAAAUCAUUUUAAAGCAUUUUAGUACUUUCUUCAAAGCCUCAAUAUUUAGCGGAUUAAUUUCACUAUAGAUAAUGACGCUUUCUUAUCAGCUUCAGCCAGUAUCUUCACAAGGCCUUUAGUUUUUGUUCUUGGGUUGAUUUGCAAAAUUUGCAGUGAAACACGUUCAUCUCUGGAGCUCAGAACCCAUCUCCGUUCUGGAUAGUGUGAAGGCAGGACAUUCACAUGAUGCUUACACUUGCAUCUAACUGUUUAAACAGAUGAAUGUGGCACCUUCAGGUAAAUUGAAUGCAAGGUGUAACCAGACCUAUGGAGGUCCACAGCUCUCUUCCUGGUAUCUUGGCUGUUCUUUAGAUUUUGUGAAUUAACAUAUCCGAAAUUUGUAAAGCACUGACAUCAUCAUCAGGGCUUUCCCAAAUGAUUUAAAGGCAUGGCAAUGUUUAUGUAAAUAAACUCAUUAUUCUGACAUUUA